Sciurus carolinensis (gray squirrel) is the source of this 6246-nucleotide messenger RNA. RefSeq names its product DEAH-box helicase 36 (gene Dhx36). The transcript has 25 exons. Gene Ontology annotation, molecular function: G-quadruplex RNA binding; DNA helicase activity; ATP binding. The record is from RefSeq and is a predicted model, not a curated record. Gene Ontology annotation, cellular component: intracellular anatomical structure; cytoplasm; nucleus. NCBI's taxonomy places the organism in Eukaryota, Metazoa, Chordata, Mammalia, Rodentia, Sciuridae. Bases 50 to 3052 code for a protein of 1000 amino acids.
GCCAUUUCCAGCGGUUGCGGCUCUUCACCGGUGGCGGCCCGCCGGGACAAUGAGCUAUGACUCCCAUCAGAACUGGGGCCGCGACGGGGGAUCCCGAAGCUCCGGCGGGAGCUACGGCGGGGGCCGCGGAGGGAACCGAGGCCCCGGCGGCAGCGGGGGCGGGCGGGGCGGCCGCGGCCGGCAUCCCGGGCACCUUAAGGGCCGCGAGAUUGGCCUGUGGUAUGCGAAAAAGCAGACGCAGAAGAACAAGGAUGCCGAGAGGCAGGAGAGAGCUGUCGUACACAUGGAUGAACGACGAGAAGAGCAAAUUGUGCAGCUGCUAAAUUCUGUCCAAGCUAAGAAUGAAAAAGAUUCAGAAGCAGAGAUAUCCUGGUUUGCACCUGAGGAUCAUGGAUACGGUACUGAAGUUUCUGAUGGGACAAAACCAAGCUCAGUGAAGAAACUUGACAGCCAGGAAAAGAAAGUGAAAAACCAAGAAAAAAAGACAUUUAGGAUCAGAGACAAAUCAUAUAUUGACCGAGACUCUGAGUAUCUCUUACAAGAAAAUGAACCAGAUGGAACCUUAGACCAAAAGUUACUGGAAGAUUUACAAAAGAAAAAAACUGAUCUUCGGUAUAUUGAAAUGCAGCAUUUCAGGGAAAAGCUGCCUUCAUAUGGAAUGCAAAAGGAGUUGGUAAAUUUAAUUGAUAAUCAUCAAGUAACAGUAAUAAGUGGUGAAACUGGUUGUGGAAAAACCACUCAAGUUACUCAGUUCAUUUUGGAUAACUACAUUGAAAGAGGAAAAGGAUCUGCUUGCAGGAUAGUUUGUACUCAGCCAAGAAGGAUCAGUGCCAUUUCAGUUGCAGAGAGAGUGGCUGCAGAAAGGGCAGAAUCUUGCGGUAAUGGAAACAGCACUGGAUACCAAAUUCGUCUCCAGAGUCGGCUGCCAAGGAAACAGGGUUCUAUCUUAUACUGUACAACAGGAAUCAUCCUCCAGUGGCUCCAGUCAGACCCACAUCUGUCGAGUGUUAGUCAUAUUGUACUUGAUGAAAUCCAUGAACGGAAUCUACAGUCAGAUGUUUUAAUGACUGUGAUUAAAGAUCUUCUUCAGUUUCGAUCUGACCUAAAAGUAAUAUUGAUGAGUGCAACACUGAAUGCUGAGAAAUUUUCAGAAUAUUUUGGUAACUGUCCAAUGAUACAUAUACCUGGUUUUACUUUUCCGGUUGUAGAAUAUCUUUUGGAAGAUAUUAUUGAAAAAAUAAGAUAUGUUCCAGAACAGAAAGAACACAGAUCCCAGUUUAAGAGGGGUUUCAUGCAAGGGCACAUAAAUAGACAAGAAAAAGAAGAAAAGGAAGCAGUCUAUCAGGAGCGCUGGCCAGAUUAUAUCAGGGAACUGCGAAGACGGUAUUCUGCAAGUACUGUAGAUGUUAUAGAAAUGAUGGAUGAUGAUAAAGUUGAUCUGAAUUUGAUUGCUGCCCUUAUUCGAUACAUUGUUUUGGAAGAAGAGGAUGGUGCAAUACUGGUCUUCCUACCAGGCUGGGACAAUAUCAGCACGUUACAUGAUCUCUUGAUGUCGCAAGUGAUGUUUAAAUCAGAUAAGUUUAUUAUUAUACCUUUACAUUCACUGAUGCCUACAGUAAACCAGACACAGGUAUUUAAAAGAACUCCUCCAGGUGUUCGGAAAAUAGUGAUUGCUACCAACAUUGCAGAGACUAGCAUUACCAUAGAUGAUGUAGUUUAUGUGAUAGACGGGGGGAAAAUUAAAGAGACACACUUUGAUACUCAGAACAACAUCAGCACGAUGUCUGCCGAGUGGGUUAGUAAAGCUAAUGCCAAACAGAGGAAAGGCCGAGCUGGAAGAGUUCAACCUGGGCAUUGUUACCAUCUGUAUAAUGGCCUUCGAGCAAGUCUUUUGGAUGAUUAUCAACUACCAGAGAUUUUGAGAACACCUUUGGAAGAACUUUGUUUGCAGAUAAAGAUUUUAAGACUAGGUGGAAUUGCUUAUUUUCUGAGUAGGUUAAUGGAUCCACCAUCAAAUGAGGCAGUGCUGUUGUCCAUAAAACACUUGAUGGAACUGAAUGCUCUGGAUAAACUAGAAGAACUGACACCUCUUGGAGUCCACUUAGCCCGGUUACCAGUUGAGCCACAUAUUGGGAAAAUGAUUCUUUUUGGAGCUCUGUUCUGCUGCUUAGACCCAGUCCUCACUAUUGCUGCUAGUCUCAGCUUCAAAGAUCCCUUUGUCAUUCCAUUGGGUAAAGAAAAGAUUGCAGAUGCAAGAAGAAAAGAAUUGGCAAAAGAAACUAGAAGUGAUCACCUGACUGUUGUGAAUGCAUUUGAGGGCUGGGAAGAAGCUAGGCGGCGUGGUUUCAGAUAUGAGAAGGACUACUGCUGGGAAUAUUUUCUGUCCUCAAACACACUGCAGAUGCUGCAUAACAUGAAAGGACAGUUUGCUGAACAUCUUCUUGGAGCUGGAUUUGUAAGCAGUAGAAAUCCUAAAGACCCGGAAUCUAAUAUAAAUUCAGAUAAUGAGAAGAUAAUAAAAGCUGUCAUCUGUGCUGGUUUAUAUCCCAAAGUUGCUAAAAUCCGACUAAAUUUGGGUAAAAAAAGAAAAAUGGUGAAAGUUUACACCAAAACUGAUGGACUGGUUGCUCUUCAUCCUAAAUCUGUUAAUGUGGAGCAAACAGAUUUUCACUACAACUGGCUUAUCUAUCACCUAAAGAUGAGAACAAGUAGUAUAUACUUGUAUGACUGCACAGAAGUUUCCCCGUACUGUCUCUUGUUCUUUGGAGGUGAUAUUUCCAUCCAGAAGGAUAAUGACCAGGAAACCAUUGCUGUAGACGAAUGGAUCGUGUUUCAGUCUCCAGCAAGAAUUGCCCAUCUUGUUAAGGAAUUAAGAAAGGAACUAGAUAUCCUUCUACAAGAGAAGAUUGAAAGUCCUCAUCCUGUGGACUGGAAGGACACAAAAUCCAGAGACUGUGCUGUCCUGUCAGCUAUUACAGACUUAAUCAAAACACAAGAAGAGGCAGCUCCCAGGAGCUUUCCACCACGAUUCCAGGAUGGGUAUUACAGCUGACAACUUUUCCGUGGUGAUCUGAAAAGCCAGUUUGACAAACCAUUUUCCUCAUGGUUUAACUUCUGGCUAAAUGCCAAACCCUGGGACAUGACCAAUUUUCAUUUGUAAGGUAGAAUCCUUUAGUAGGUAGUAAAGAUUUAAUGUGCAUGACUUGAUGAUGUUAUCUGUAGCUAUUAUAAAUAUGCCAUAAAAAGCAAUAUGUUCUCUGGUCACAGUCUGUUGUGGUCAUGCCCACUCUUUGGGAGUAUUCCUCUUAAACAUAUUGAGUCUUAUACCAUAAGAAAUUCCUUUGUUCUGUUACAGAAAAUUAAUUUUCUGUUCAAAAUGAAGUGCAGAACCAGUAAAAAUGAAAGGUUAGCCAGAAAGCAGGGUCAGGUAAGAAUUUGGAUAUAGCAACAUUUUUUUAAAAAUGAAACUUCUAUCAGAAGUAAAUUUGUUGUACUAAAGCCUGGUAUCUAAUAAAAUGUACAAUGUGUAAAAUCUUAGUUAACUUCUUGGCUUGGUUUCUGCAUCUCCACUCUCACAUGGUUUAUUUGAUGUUCAUACUUUUUCUAAUAUACAUUCCCCUUUUUCAUGCCUAGUACAGCAUAAUGUAGCAGCAUUAGAGAGCAUGGGUCUGGAGCCUAAGUUCCAGUCUCACCUGUCAUCUAGAUGUCUUGGGCAAGUUACUUGGCUUUUCCGUUUUCUUAAAUACAGAUAAAAAUUGUGAGGCCUAAAUAUGUUAAUAUAUGUAAAACACAUAGACUAGUGCCUGGUACACACAAUGUCCUCACUGAGUCUGUUGUUACUUCUCCGUGAAAUAUUUUUUAAAUGUGUUGUCUUCUUUUUUUUUUUUCCCAACACUUGUUUUACCUUCUUAGCUAGUGGAAGUUAGUAUGAGGACAGGUAACGUAUUUUCUCAGCCCUAUCAGAUUGUGACAAAAACUGUGGGUUGUUUUCCAACAGCCAUUUUGUCUCUCCCUUCUUGUUUUCGCUUGUCAACUGGGCCCUGACAUGUCGUGUCGAACUCGUCCCCAAGGGUGAGUUAGGUGGUUCUGAGCCAGUCACGUGUGGUCUUAUUCCUUUCUUAAGUCCUAAGUGAGGCCUGCAUAUGUGAGUUUGCCUGUGGCAAUGGCAAGCCAGGGGAUGUCUGAGAAAGAUUUUUUGUGCUAAUGGAUGUAAAAGAGAAAACUCUGCUCUCUUCUUUAGACAGUGUCUUGUCAGAAUCUGAUACUGGGAACUGCUGUAUCCAACUUAGGAUCAGAAAGGGACACAGCCAUAUUCUGAGGUUGGUUCAGAGUGGAAAGAUGACACUUGGCCAAAGUCCUUGAUGCAGGGUGAGCUACAGCACUGACUGACUCUAGAACUGCCUACACGUGGAUUGAUGUUAAUAGAAUAAAUACAUCCUUCAUUUUUUAAACCCCAUUUAGUGUAAGGUAUUUUUAACUUGGCAGAAAGUAUAUUAACUGAAACACUGUCACUGAACUGUGGCCUCCUGCAUUGUGAUGUAACAGUUUUGACCCUUAUGUCUGAAGGUAUUAAAAAACACAGCAAAAGCAUCCUGCUAUAUUCUAAAGAGUGCAAAUUUUAUUGUGCCUUCCAGUAAAUUGCAAGGAAACCAAAGGAAUAAAUGUAUCCUCAGUGGUUGAAUGUAUUGACGAUGCUGUUCUAUUACAGUGCUGGUUCUGGUACUGCUCCCGUUUCUGGGAAUGUGUGUCCCUCAUUGUGGCCUACCAAGGGCUUGAAUGUACUGUGUGUCCUCAGUCCAUUCUCUUGGCUGGCCUCCCAGAGUGAGGUUUUGGAAUGAGUCAUGUCACAAUAUUGUAGCAUAUUAAUUUUACCCAUAAAGUCAAGGUGACCUGUUGGCUCUAAAGGAGUGUUUAAUUUUUGUGGUUGGUUUUUUUUUUCCCUCUUGUUAGCCAGUUUAAAUACUUACUCAGUUGACAAAAUGGUCUUGGAAGAAAGGAUUUAAAGAUUCUGUCUAAGAAAAAAAUGAUUAGUUGGUUCCAUCUUGGCAAACUGGUAUUUAAUCUUUAUAUGAAUGGGAGAACUAACCCUGAAGAAUUGUUUAAUAGGUGAGGGAUUCACAGAACUUAAAGCAGUUAUUGUUACCUCCAGUUUAUGUCGUGUUUCUACAGCUGAUGCAGAUAGAAAUCUUAAUCAAAGGUGCUAUUUAUUUGUUGUGUUUCUUUUGUUUACAGAAUAGGGCAUUGCUUAGUGGAAAAUAAGUUCUGUGUCUGUUACCUAGAGAUUUUAAAGAACAAAGACGUUAAAUUAAGAAGUCAUUCUGAGCAAUAUAGAGAAUAACUUGAAAAAACAGCAGUGAAAUAGCAACUUACGGGGAAAACAUGGAAGAAAUAAACCACUAGGUAAGGUUUAAAAAGCAUAUAAAAACAGCAUAUAAUACUACCUAAUUCAUUAAUUAUGGCAAAAGCUUUAGAUGAGUUGAUACCAGUUAAUUACAAGUUAUUCUCUAUUUUUACUGCAUUUUUAAAAUGAAGACCACCCCUACUAGUUAUUAAUUGUAGAAAAACUUUAGAAUGAAUUUUAGUACCCUCUCAUCCAGAGUAAAUAAAUUGUGGUAGAUUUCCUUCUAGUCUUAGCUCUGAGUUUGUAUUUAUUUUUAAACAACUCUGAUCAUGUAUAGUAUGUAUUUGUGAUAAUGUUAAUUGUUUUUAAAUGGUAUUUUUAUUCUGAUUUUAAAACAAAACAUCCUCAUGAAAGAAUCUUUGGAAAUUCGACAUAAAAAGGAAAUCAUGUUACUAUUUGUUUUGAUAUAUUUCCAUACUUUUUUUAAACUUUAAGGUAUUUAUAUACAAUGAAAUGAACCAAUUUAAGUGUAUGUCAGUGAAUUUGGCACCUGUAUAAAGUUAUGUAAUUAUAUUCCCAUCACCUCAAUAUUUCCCUCAUUCUCUGCAGGCAGUUCCCCUUCCCACCUCUUGUCCCUGACCACCAUUCAUGUGCUUUUUGUCAUUAGUUCUGCCUUUUCUAGAAUUCCCAAUAAAUGGAAUCAUGUACAGUCUUUAUGUCCAGCCUCUUUCUCUUAACAUAUCACAGAGCUUGAGAUAAGUCAUGUUGGUGCAUGUAUUAGUUCUUUUUUAUUGUUUAGUAUUACACUGUGUCAUUAUGACAGUUUACUCAUUUACUGGUUGUGGACAUUUGGCUUGUUUUCCGUGUUUCUGCUAUUGUGAAUAAAGCUGCUAUGAAUGUGUGCA